This is a messenger RNA of Aspergillus fumigatus Af293, 1272 nucleotides long. RefSeq names its product putative salicylate hydroxylase. Gene Ontology annotation, molecular function: monooxygenase activity; FAD binding. The transcript has 2 exons. Lineage: Eukaryota; Fungi; Ascomycota; Eurotiomycetes; Eurotiales; Aspergillaceae. The record is from RefSeq and is a predicted model, not a curated record. The coding region runs from base 1 to 1272 and encodes 423 amino acids.
AUGACUGCCGAAAAACUUCGCAUUAUCAUCGUUGGAUCUGGCCUGGCAGGUCUAGCUGCGGCCAGGAUCCUUCGUGAGCAUCACGAUGUUACUGUCUACGAGCGCGGUGGUCCGGAUACGGCCACCGGUGGACAGGGUAUCUGUCUGUUCUCUAACGGAGUCAAGAUCCUUCAAACCAUGGGAUUUGAUCGGUAUCGUGCCGGUGGCGUUCCAUGUUACGGUUACCGGCUGUUUGACAAAGACGGCAAUCAAUUGCAGGACUUCCCAGUUGACUUCAAGAAGCGGUAUGGAACCGAUACCCUCAGUAUGAAGCGGUCUGAUUUCCGUGACGAGCUCCUUCGACUCGCUACUGCUCCAUCGGAUGAACUCGGUAUUCAAGGCAGUCCGGCGCAGAUGGUGUUCAAUAUCAGUGUGAUUGACAUCGACCCCGAGAAGGCUACUGUGACGUUGGCAGACGGAUCGGUUGUGGAAGCAGAUGUAGUCAUUGUUGCUGAUGGCGUGCAUUCACGUCUCCGUCGCCGGAUUGUUGGCACUGACAGUUGCCAGGCCAAGAAGAAUGGAUUGACUUGCUACCGAAUUGCCGCUUCUGCUGAGGCGGUUAAAGAAGCUCUCGGCUAUCUCCCAGUGUGGUGGGAGCCGAGUACCGCCGAAGGGCGUAUCUCUUGCCUACAGACAGGGGAUGGGAGUAAUCGCAUGAUUGCAGCAUACGCCAUCCGGAAUAAUGAGUAUAUGAACAUCUCGUGCCUCUUUCCGACACGGGAGCAGAAAGGAGGUGUCUUGGAGUCCUGGUUUGCAGAUGGUGACCGACGGGAAAUGAUCGAGAUAUUCAGCGAUUACUACGAACCGAUACGCAAGAUUCUCAGGUACACACCUUGUGUCUUUUACGGGCUUUCGAAACUGACGAUUUUCAGUAUCGCCACGGAGGUGAAGGUGUGGGAGCUCCAAGAUAUGGACCCCCUUCCCAACUGGAAUCGAGGACGCGCAAUCGUUAUCGGGGAUGCGGCCCAUGCGAUGACCCCAUUGCAAGGUCAAGGGGCGAACAUGGCAGUCGAAGAUGCUGACAGUCUCCGCUUGUUGCGUCCAGGUCUUUCCCAUGCGGAAAUCGAAGCGGUGCUUAAGCAAGUGGACAAUGUUCGCCGGCCACGUGCUUCAAAGGUCCUGGAGGACACCCGUGUCAUGGCAAAAGAUAUUAGCAUGGAGCAACGACUGGCCAACUUAGACUUUAACUGUGGUUACAAUGGAGUAUUCGAAGCUCUAAAGGAGAUUCAGUGA